Cynara cardunculus var. scolymus (artichoke) is the source of this 822-nucleotide messenger RNA. Its product is annotated as dof zinc finger protein DOF3.5-like. Lineage: Eukaryota; Viridiplantae; Streptophyta; Magnoliopsida; Asterales; Asteraceae. The record is from RefSeq and is a predicted model, not a curated record. Gene Ontology annotation, molecular function: DNA-binding transcription factor activity; DNA binding. Gene Ontology annotation, biological process: regulation of DNA-templated transcription. Bases 1 to 822 code for a protein of 273 amino acids. The transcript has a single exon.
AUGGAAAGAGGAUGGAAGCCCAAUGUUGAGAUUUGUCCGCCAUGUCCUCGUUGUGGUUCAUCGAAUACCAAGUUUUGUUACUACAACAAUUACAGCUUGACUCAACCUAGGUACUUCUGUAAAGGGUGUAGAAGAUAUUGGACUAAAGGUGGUUCACUUAGAAACAUCCCUGUCGGUGGUGGCUGCCGGAAAACCAGACGAGCAAGAUCUGUUCGUAUCUCUGAUACCGUCAGUUCCCAGAACUUUCUUGCCCAUGGUGGAGUUGGAACCAACGGUUAUGGAGGUCGUGGCAACAUAGAAACUCGUAGCAGCUGUGAUGGUGGAUCGUCUAUGGUGCAGCAGCCUUCAAAUAUCGAUCUCCAACAAGUGUACGCCAAUUUUCUUAAUCAAAGGCCUCAAGGUACAGAUGAUCAUGAACAAAUGCAUGAUCAUGUGUUCCAUAGUGAAGUUGAUCCAAUGUUGACAUUCGGGUUUCCGACCAUUCCCAAUAUGGAGAUGGAGUUUGGUGCUACCAACUACGGGUCAAAUUUAGAGAGUUUUCUUGGGGAGGGGAAUGGAAUGCAAUUUUGUGGGUACAACUCAAUUUUCAAUAAUCAUGAGGAAGAGCAAGAAAAACAUGAUUAUUUUGGUACAAGUGGUGUAAGCAAUUGUGGGCUGCCGCCGUUGCCGGGAGAGGAGUUGGGGUGGUCGGAGUCAAAUAUUGGGUUCUCGGAUAAUGUUGUGAACCAUAGGAUUGAUGAACCAGAAGGCCAUAUCUCCGGUGAAGGUUCAGUGAAGAUGUUUGAUCUGCCGGAGAAUACGGAGACAAUUUUCAGGCCUUGA